GCGAGCUGCCGGCCCCUGCUGGCCGCAGGGAGCAGGAGCUCCGUCAGCGGGCCGCCCGAGCAUCACGGCGGCGGCGGCCGGUGCGAGCCCGCUACAAGCGUCGGCAAGGCGCGCGGCUGCAGGCACCGCCCGCACUGCGGCGCCGGACUGCCUGGCGCUGGCGGAGGCCCUGUUCGAGAAGUACCCCGACAGGGCUCUGGCAGCGGUGGAGAUGUGGAUCUUCCUCUGGCGGUGCGGCAGGGACCCCUCGGGCCUCACCGCGUCCAAGGUGGCCAUCCUGGCGCAGUCCCUGCCGGAGCGCGGCGCGGGGCCGACGACCCAGAUGGGCAGCGAAGCAGCGGAGACGGUGCUGGCGAGGUGGAAGGGGCUGUUCGAGGAGGCGGAGUACGACGAGCUCUUCGACGGCAUGGCCGACGGCGCGGAGCUCUGCGACGGCGAGCUCCCGUCCCACAGCCAGCUGAACAUCCGCGAGGCUGGCUUCGCCGAGAACGAGGCGGUGGAGCCUCUGAAGGACUGA
Messenger RNA from Prorocentrum cordatum, 517 nucleotides. NCBI's taxonomy places the organism in Eukaryota, Dinophyceae, Prorocentrales, Prorocentraceae. The record is from the annotation of a GenBank genome assembly.